AUGCUGUUCCAGCUCGCGACACUGCUUACUAUCGCAGCUGCAUCCAACUGUGUCAAUGAAGGCGGAAACUGGUACUGCGACCAAACCAGUCAAAUCACCUUCUCCGGUCUUGGCGGAACACCCGGCUCUUAUGACCGCGUCUCAAAUAUGGAUCCAGAGACUUGUACCUGCUCAAAAACGCCGCAGCCCUUUUCCGGGCCACUUUCACCGCUCGAUGAAGACUUGUCGCUUCAUUUCAGAGGGCCCAUUGCUAUCAAGCAAUUUGCUGCGUAUACGCUGCAAAGUCUACCACAAAGCAAAAAGAAGCGCGGCAAGCGAACCAUCAAGGAUCGUUUUGUGGAUUUAUUCAGACGGGAGCAGGUGGUGUAUACUUUGAUACCACCCAUUUCAUCACGUUAUGCGGCAUCAACACCGGUCGCUGUUGCAUACCCGACAGAAACACCAGUAGCAGUAGUACCAACACCAGCACCCAGCGCACCUACCACAACAGCUGCAGCGAUUGUACCGCCAGUUUCUACACCUACGCAAGUCGGCACAAGUUCCAGCUGGCAACGCAGUUCCUACUACAAUGCACAAUCUGCAACCUUGCAAAAUGCCGUGUUUAUGAACAACAUGGGCGGUGUGAACGGUUCAGGAACGUGGUCACCGUGUUUUGGCAACUCUGUAUCUUUUGCAUCCGCCUCAGGGAUGGGGUCUGCGCCAAACCCGGAAGUCUUGCAGGAUAUCACCUUACCCAGCAACACGGAAGUCAUCCUCUUUUCUGGUGAACAGUGUACCACGGCCACGUGCGGCUACGUUGCACCCGGUGUGCCGGCAUAUCGUGGAUUUAGUGGGCAAAACAAGAUUUUCCUAUUUGAAUUCAGUAUGCCACUGGAUGGCGACCGUGGCUUCAAUGGCGAUAUGCCAGCAAUUUGGGCACUCAAUGGACAAAUCCCAAGGUCGCAGCAGUAUGGUGGCUGCUCAUGCUGGCAGACUGGGUGUGGCGAACUCGACUUGUUUGAGACGCUGAGUGCUGGUUCUGAGCGAAUGAUUGCAACGUUUCAUUCAAGACCCGGACAAGGCGGUAGUACACCCAACUGGAUCCAGCGGCCAACGGGUGGAUCGAUGAAAGCUGCUGUGGUGUUUUUGGGAGGCAGCAAGACAAUCAAGCUGAUUCACCUUGCUGAUAGUGUGAAUUUUGAAGGUGGGCUGUCACAGAGCUUGGUGGAUUCAUGGGACUUGUCUGGAGCGACGGCUGUGUCUCUCGUAGCGUAG
Protomyces lactucae-debilis is the source of this 1254-nucleotide messenger RNA. RefSeq names its product putative TOS1-like glycosyl hydrolase-domain-containing protein. NCBI's taxonomy places the organism in Eukaryota, Fungi, Ascomycota, Taphrinomycetes, Taphrinales, Protomycetaceae. The transcript has a single exon. The coding region runs from base 1 to 1254 and encodes 417 amino acids. The record is from RefSeq and is a predicted model, not a curated record. Gene Ontology annotation, cellular component: fungal-type cell wall.